AUGCUCCGCAGGACGUCGCGUUCCCUCGACGAGGAGGAGAUGCACGAGACUGGUGGCGAUGAGCCUCAGGGUCCGCGUUCCUCGGAGUCCACCGUCCGGCCAGAACUGCCUGGCGAGAAUUCCGAUGAAGUCAAUUGGGACGGGCCCGACGAUCCUACUAACCCUCAAAACUGGCCUGAGGCGGUCAAAUGGCGGUUGACCGUCCUAUGUGCAGGCCUUACUAUGACGGUGACAUUUGCGUCGUCGGCGCCGUCGUCCGCGAUCCAGGUGCUGCAGAAGGAGUUCGGGGUGGGACGGGAAGUGACGGAGCUGGUGACGGCUCUUUUCCUUGCCGGGUUUUGUGCCGGACCUCUUAUAUGGGCACCCGGGUCCGAACUAUUUGGGCGCAGACCGAUCUUCAUCCUCUCAUUAUUCCUUUUCAUGAUUUUCCAGAUCGGGUGCGCGCUUGCACAGAAUAUAGCGACAAUUAUUGUCAUCCGUUUCUUGACUGGCGUUUUCUCGGCGAGUCCUUUGACAAACGCAGGUGGUGUCAUUGCCGACAUUUGGGAUCCCAUCAAUCGAGGCGCGGCUAUGAGCACCUUCACCGCAAGUGUCUUCCUUGGUCCAAUCAUAGGUCCCUUCAUCGGAGGUUUUCUGACAACCAGCUAUCUUACAUGGCGUUGGAUAUUUUGGCUUAUAAUGAUUCUUUCUGCCACCGCGUGGAUCUGUGUCAUCCUGUUUUUCCCGGAAACCUUCGCGCCAGUGUUGCUCGCGACUAAGGCCAAGAAACUCCGUAAGCAAAACCCAGAGAAGAAUGCGAAGAUGUAUGCGCCACACGAACGACAGGAUUGGUCCUUCAGAGGCGUUCUACAGCGAACAUUAUAUCGCCCUUUCCACAUGCUUGCUUUGGAACCGAUCUUGGUGCUUGUCACGAUAUACCUGUCGAUCGUCUAUGGAUUGCUCUACGGACUGUUCGAGGCAUUUCCCCUGAUAUGGGCCGAUCUUCGUGGCUUCAGUCCCGGCCUUGCGGGCCUGAUUUUUAUCGGCGUCGGGAUCGGGAGCACAUCAGGGGCGCUGUUGAAUGUCUGGUUCUCUCGGAAGUACCGGACCCUCACACCGCAGUGGCGAGGAACACCCCCACCUGAAUACAGGCUGUACGGGAGCAUGCUCGGAGGUCCUCUGCUAGUCAUCGGGAUCUUCUUCCUUGGUUGGACGGGGGCGUACAAGAGCGUGCCGUGGUAUGUACCGGCCUUGGCAACACCGAUUAUAGGCGCUGGGAUCACACUCGUAUUCAUCUCCUUCUUGACGUACAUCGUCGACUGCUAUCUAAUGUAUGCUGCAAGCGGCCUGGCGGCUAACACCAUCGUGCGGUCCGCCAUCGCAGCUGCUUUCCCCUUAUUCACGGUCCAAAUGUUCGAAUCGCUUGGGAUUCAGUGGGCGUGCACGUUGAUCGGAUGCGUGGCUCUCGUUCUUGCUCCAAGUCCAUUCUUCUUCUUCAAGUAUGGCGCCCGCAUACGACAGAAGAGUCGGUUUGCCCCGGCCCCUGAUCUCAAAGUCGCGCAAGACAUUGAAGAGGAGAAGCGGCGAGCUGAGGCCUGA
This is a messenger RNA of Punctularia strigosozonata HHB-11173 SS5, 1578 nucleotides long. RefSeq names its product MFS general substrate transporter. NCBI's taxonomy places the organism in Eukaryota, Fungi, Basidiomycota, Agaricomycetes, Corticiales, Punctulariaceae. Gene Ontology annotation, biological process: transmembrane transport. Gene Ontology annotation, molecular function: transmembrane transporter activity. The record is from RefSeq and is a predicted model, not a curated record. The transcript is spliced from 13 exons. The coding region runs from base 1 to 1578 and encodes 525 amino acids.